Arachis stenosperma is the source of this 633-nucleotide messenger RNA. Its product is annotated as sucrose transport protein SUC8-like. The coding region runs from base 1 to 633 and encodes 210 amino acids. Gene Ontology annotation, cellular component: plasma membrane; vacuole. The transcript is spliced from 3 exons. Gene Ontology annotation, molecular function: sucrose:proton symporter activity. The record is from RefSeq and is a predicted model, not a curated record. Lineage: Eukaryota; Viridiplantae; Streptophyta; Magnoliopsida; Fabales; Fabaceae.
AUGACAGUUUGUCUUAGCAAGCUUGCUAAGGAUGAGCGGCUCCAUAUCCAUGAUUUAUUCGAUACUCAUCCGGCUUCCACCGUCAUUCAGAUUUUGGCCCACUGCGUAUUUGGCAUUCUCGGUAUUUUCCUUGCGAUAGCAGUCAUUGUCGUGCCUGCACUAGCAUCUAUCUACUCAAACAAGAGUGGUGCAGGAAAAGGCUUCGCCACAGACAUCGACUAUGCCUUUGGCGACGACCUCUCCAAGAAAAUUCUGCCACGUGCCAUAGUCAUUUUUACGAUCGGGUUCUGGUUGUUGGAUGCCUCGAUCGUGUUGACCAAGGCCUCCUGCCAAGCCUUCCUUAUUGUCCUUGCCAGCCGCGACGAACGGAAGAUCACAUUGACAAACACAUUCUCCACAUUCUUCAUGGCAGUGGAAAACCUAAUGGGUUUCUUCUCUGUGUUCGUGCAUACGUUCCCAUUUCCGGCGACAAAAGCAUGCCACUCUGACGACUACUGCAUAUGGGUGAAAAGCGUAUUAUUCUCAGCGAUCCUCCUUCUACUUUCUUUGAAAACUAUGGUUCUAUACUUCAUCUGGGAUAAGCCGUCAUUACUUGAGGAGGAGACACAUGAGGGGGAAGAGAAGGAUGAUUGA